CUCAAGCCCGACGUGUGAAGAAGACGACCCCGAGCAAGCUCGCCGCCCAUGGGGAAGAAGACCACCACGAAGAAGGGCGGAAGCUCCAAGGAGCCGGUCACUCGUGACUGCACGAUCCACCUGCACAAGCACAUGCAGAAGGUCGCCUUCAAGAAGCGAGCCGCAAGGGCGGUCCGUGUGGUCCGACAAUUUGCGAGCAAGGUGAUGCUCACCAGCGAUAUUCGCAUCGACACCAAGCUGAACAAGUUCCUGUGGAGCAACGGCGUGCGCAACGUGCCCCGGCGCGUGCGCGUGCGCCUUUCCCGAAAACGCAAUGAGGAUGAGGAUGCCAAGGAGAAGAUGUUCACCUUGGUGCAGCACGUGCCAGUGGAAAGCUUCAAGGGCCUUCAGACGGAGAACGUCCGAGACGAAUGAGGAGGAUGAAAUCUGGACGAUCAAGACGAUUCGGGCGCGGCUGGAUCCA
Molecule: messenger RNA, 463 nt
Organism: Durusdinium trenchii
Lineage: Eukaryota; Dinophyceae; Suessiales; Symbiodiniaceae
Source: the annotation of a GenBank genome assembly